AUAAAAAAAAAGGUUGUACUUGUAAAAACAACAAAAAAUACGCGAAUAAAAGUGGCAAUUAACACAUUUUUCAUAGAGCGUCGCAACCGGUUCAAUUUCCAGAAUAGACGCCGAAAAGUGCAGAGAGACGCAGAGACAGGCAGCCAGACGGACAGACUGACUUACACAUAAUACAUAACUUUAUCUGUGCUACAUACACGUACACACACACACACACUUUGUGCUUUGUGCUAAUCUUUAAAUUGAAAGAAAUCUCAGUGGCAGCUUCUGACGCGGUGGAGCUAGCGCUAUGUGGAAUUUAUUUUGCUGCCGGCGCUUUUAGUUAGCAGGCGACGUGCGGCGUGAAGAGAUCUCAAUUAUCAAAUAUUUAUAUACAAACAAAAAUUAAAAAAAAAAAAAAAAAAAUCUAUACAUUGUUAAAAAAAAAAUAAAACUUGUUGCAAUUAAUGAAAGCUAUAAAUAUUAUUAUGCACUCUCGCUCUCUCUGCCUUCUCUCUCACUAAUACUCCAUCAGCUUGGUAAAGAAGGUCGUGCAACAGUCGAUGACAAAAUAAAGUGCAAGAUUCAAAGCGUCUUCGAAAUACAAAUACAAUUGCAAACAUAACGGCAAAUGUAGUGCUGAAAGUGCGAUAAGGUAGCACUUAAUCACACACACACACACACACACACACACACACACACAGAUACAAACAGGAAUACUCACACACUCCCACCACACGGCAUACACAAGGGCAUUGCCGAUAAGCACCGUUACUUAUCAACUUUGGUAUCGCACUCUCGCGCUCGUUUACUUGCUCACUCUCACUCUCUCGCUCUCGCUCUCACAGUUGCGGUUAUUGUGCGCGUUACUCUCACGCGUAACUGUUCACUGGGCAGCAGAAGCCUACGCACAGUUAGAGCACAGCUGUUGCCGUCGGCCAAGUGUCCCAGAGCAUUGAAGAAGCAGCAGCAACAACAGCAGCAGCAAGCAGAAGAAGAAGAAGCCGAACAACAACAAUAACAACAGCGCGCACAAAGCUCGACGCGCAGUUUGCAUUGUCGAUUAUGCAAAGCAACAACAACAACUGCCGCUCAUCUACAUGCAUACAUACAUAUGUAUACAAAAUACAACUGCAAUAUACAUAUACAUUUUUAUCCUACUGCAUGUGCAAAGCAAUUAAAACAAGUGCUCUGAAACAAUAACAAAAACAAAAAGAAAUAUAUACAUACAUACCUAUCUAUAUAUACAUAUAUAAAUGUAUCGCGUCGCUGCUUACAAAAUCAACGCUAAACACUAACAACAACAUCAACAACAACAGCAAACUUUGCAGCACCUACACUCACACACACAAGCACACAAACACAGCCACAAUGACCAGAGAUAGGCUGCCAGACCUUUUACAGCGCUCGCUGAGCGCCAACUCAACGUCUUCAUCAUCGAACGGCUCGCUUUUGCUUAGCGCUUACAACGCUACCACCGAGUCCUUAACCAACAGCAACAGCAACAACAACAACACCCAUAGCGGCAGCAGCAGCGGCGUAGACAACAACAAGGAUCGCAGCAAAAUGUCGGGAACGAAUGUGGAUGCUAUUCUGACUCCAUAUUCGGAAAUACGGUAUCAACUGUCGCAAAUCGUGACCAAUCUGGAGGCCAUGGAACGCAUGUCGCAGACGAUACACUUGCGCACCUUCAGCGAGAACGAAAUGGAUGAGCUGCACAACAAGAAUCUGCGAUUGGGCAAUCAGCUGAUGAGUCGAUUCAGGGAAUUCAAAACGAAUCUGCCGCCCGAGACAGACUACUGUCUGGAGGCGCGCAUGAAGCGCACCCUCUUCUAUGGCCUCUACCAGACGUUCAUCAAUCUGUGGCAGAAGAACGAAGAGUUCCUGCAGAACUAUGAGAUGAAGGUCAAGAAGAAUCUGCGCAUGCAUUCCAAGAUCAUCAAUUCGGAGGCCACAGAUCAGGAGAUUGAGCUGCUGAUCGAGAACAAGACAACGAAGCUCUUUGUGGACAAUAUACUGCAAGAGACAGAUAAGGAGCGGCAGACGCUACGCGAUCUGAUGGAUCGAUUCAAUGAGCUGCGCAAGCUGGAGAAAUCCAUUGAGGAUGUCCAUGCGCUCUUCAUGCGCAUCCAAACGCUCGUCAUGGAGCAGAGCGAGACGAUACAGCGGGUGGAAUUCCAUGCGAAUCAAGCGACCCUUUACACUGAGAAGGGCGGCACUGAGCUCGACAAGGCCAACGAGUACCGGGAGAAGGCGCGCAAGAAAAAAAUAAUGAUCAUUGCCAUACUCGUUGCAGUUGGGUUAGUUUUAAUAUUUAUCGGUAUUUAUUUGUGAUGCACACAAGCGCAAAACAAUUUAUAUAUAAUUAUGUAUAAUAUAUACUUUUUUUCAUAUGCA
Molecule: messenger RNA, 2376 nt
Organism: Drosophila mojavensis
Lineage: Eukaryota; Metazoa; Arthropoda; Insecta; Diptera; Drosophilidae
Product: syntaxin-4
Exons: 7
Coding region: 1351-2313 (320 amino acids)
Biological process (GO): intracellular protein transport; vesicle-mediated transport; vesicle fusion
Cellular component (GO): membrane; synaptic vesicle; endomembrane system
Molecular function (GO): SNAP receptor activity; SNARE binding
Source: RefSeq, a predicted model, not a curated record